Molecule: messenger RNA, 1080 nt
Organism: Letharia columbiana
Lineage: Eukaryota; Fungi; Ascomycota; Lecanoromycetes; Lecanorales; Parmeliaceae
Exons: 1
Coding region: 1-1080 (359 amino acids)
Cellular component (GO): membrane
Molecular function (GO): transferase activity, transferring alkyl or aryl (other than methyl) groups
Source: RefSeq, a predicted model, not a curated record
AUGGGGGACCCGACAAUGAGUGAUGCGACAGAGAAGCAUAAAAACAUUCCAAAUCCCGUGUGUGUCCGUCCCUGCGUGCUCAAACGGACAAGUUUCAUUUUCAGCGAAUCUUCCCAGCAGAUAAAAAACAACAGAGAUGAUAGCAAAGAUGAAACUCUGGUCCAAUACUGCCUCAAAACCCUCUGGCUCUUUACAUUCAGCGAUUUUAAAACCAUCGUCGUUCCAUCCACGGCCUUCGCCAUCCUGACAGCCGUAUCUGGUCCCUCCCUAACUACCAAUUCUUCCGUACCGUCUUUGUCCGACCUGUAUCCCCGCUUGCCCCUCGUCCUCUCCUGGACAUGGCUCACCCUCCUCCUCGUUGACAUCGCCAAUCAACGCCAUCCUGGCUCCGUCCUUGAAGACAGCCUCAACAAACCAUGGCGGCCACUUCCUUCCGGUCGCAUUUCAACGUUCGGAGCCCGCCGACUACUGCUCAUCGCUAUCCCAUCUGUUCUCGCAAUCACCAAGUUCUUCCUUCCUCAAGGCCUCCCCGUUACCAUCAUCGCUAUCAUUGGCUCUUACAUGUACAAUGACCUCGGUGGUGCAGACGAAAGCUUCCUCGUACGCAAUCUGAUGAACGCUGCCGCCAUUACAUGUUUUGGCGCCGGUGCAGCUCAAGUUGCAAUUGGCGAACAAGUCGCGCUGAACGUCGACGCUUACCGAUGGCUGGCAAUAAUUGCUGCCAUUGUCACCACCACGAUCCAGGUGCAAGACAUGGAAGAUCAGGAAGGGGAUCGCGCGAGGGGACGGGUGACUAUUCCUCUGUUUCUAGGAGAUGUAACGGCAAGACAUAGCAUUGCGCUGCUGGUCUCGGCAUGGAGCUUCGUAUGCCCUGCUUAUUGGGGUCUAAAUGCUUUGGGGUAUGUGUUGCCAGGGGCAGUGGGAUUGACAAUCGCUGGGAGAACCCUCACGAUGCGGAAUGUCCAGGCAGACAAGGAUAAUUGGAGGGCUUGGAACAUAUGGAUGAUGACAUUGUACUUGUUACCCGUGUGGGAGGACAUCUUUAGCACUGUCGCAAGUGGUGUUCGAAAUUGGUGUUAA